Molecule: messenger RNA, 1168 nt
Organism: Anarrhichthys ocellatus (wolf-eel)
Lineage: Eukaryota; Metazoa; Chordata; Actinopteri; Perciformes; Anarhichadidae
Product: CD209 antigen-like protein E
Exons: 5
Coding region: 1-633 (210 amino acids)
Source: RefSeq, a predicted model, not a curated record
AUGGCUGUGUUCUUUCACUCUAGUGAGGCUCACAUCAACUUUGAAGAUGGUAAGUAUCAGCAAUUCCCCGAACCUGAAACUGAGAAUGCUGCUACAGAGAAGAAUCCCGAACCAAAGCUAAAACAUCUCAGUGUGGUUCUGCUGUGCUGUGGUCUGCUGUGUGUUCUUCAGGUGAUUCUCAACAUCUCUCUGAGACUGGCUCUGAGUGAGCCCACUGAUAAAGGUGAGGCAGAGGCAGAGGAAGAGAGGUGUCCACAGGGCUGGCUGAUGUUCGGCUCCAGUUGUUACUACAUUUCCUCACAGAGGAGGAGCUGGGACGGCAGCCGGCUGGACUGUGUGCAGAGAGACUCUGACUUGGUCAUAAUCAACAGCAGACAGGAACAGGCCUUCCUCACUGGAUUCACCAUGGCAGCGUGGGUUGGUAUGACUGACAGGGAGGAGGAAGGGACUUGGAUCUGGGUGGAUGGAACACCAGUGAAAAGAGACAGGUUGGACUGGGCCCGUGGGCAGCCUGAUGACUCGCUUGGAGGAGAAGACUGUGGUGACCUUCGCACAAUGAUUGAUUUCAUUGGUUUAAACAACUCCAAAUGUAGUGCCAGACUCCAGUGGAUCUGUGAGCAAACGUUAGGGUAGCUUGAACGGAAGUGUGUACUCCUGCCGUCACCUUCCUCUGCUGUAACUAGUCCUGUUUGUGUUUGUUCUUGAUAAACAAUAAAACCGAAUGUCAGAACCACAGAGGGACCAGCAGGAAGGCUUUGUUGAGCAGCAAUAAUACAUAUAAUAUUAAUCACACAGGAGAAGUUUUAGUUUGUUUUAACCUGCAACCUCCUCACUACUAACUAUACUAUGCCAUUAAAUCUUACACACUGGCCCUUUAAGGGAAGAUAGAAUAGGAUUUGAUCUCUGGCCAGUUUGCUGUGACUGAGUUGUGAUAGAUCUGCUGUGUAUAAGGUGAAAAGUCUGUAGCUGUUUAUGUGUUCGUGUAUUUGUAAUCACUUUACAACACAAUAAGAAAAUAAUAAUAAUAGUUAUAUGGCAUAUGUCAUCAAACGUUUAGGCUUAAGCUGCAUACGUCUUAAAAUAAACUACUGAAAUAGAAUGAUAAUACCAACAGUUGUAUAUAAUAUCACAAUUGCAAAUAAUUCUAUCACACCACUCGUAAGCUAUU